GCUGUAGAGAGAGAAUCAUGAGGUUCUGGGGUGGUUCUCUCCUCCUGGGUCUGCUGAUCGUCCUCAACCUUCAGUCCUGUGUGGAGGGAAGCUAUGGGGCUAAAGGAUUAGGAACAUGCUGUUUCAGUCUCUAUCCGAAACGAAUCCCUGCAAGAAAUAUUGUGAAUUAUGAAGAAACGGACUUUGGCUGCCCAAAACCUGCACUGAUUUUUAUCUUACGGAAGGGUAACCGUGUGUGUGUAAACCCAAGUCUGAACUGGGUGCAGCGAGUCAGGGGGAAGAUCGAUUGGAAACCUGUGGAAAGUUCCAACUGAUCCGACUGAAUAAAUCAUCUCUACAUCAAUAACAAAUCAUCUACUUCUUCUGUUUCCUGCUGAUUAAUACUGAUUAUUACUGUUUAUUACUGAUUAUCACUGAUUAUUAAUGACUUUUACUGUUGAUUACUGAUCAUUUCUGUCUCUUACUGCAGCAGCACUUUUCUCUCGUUUUAUUUGAUUUGUUUUCAAUUUACACAACUGUUUUUCUCCAUUUAUGUUUUAUUAAUUAAUAUUCUGAAAUUAGUUUAGAUAUAACUGCAUAUAAUUCAGUUAUGUAUGGAACGAGACCCCAGGCUGUGUAGAAUCAGUUCUAGAGUAAAAAUGAGAAGUAUGAUAAUCAGAAAAUGAACUGCAGAAAUAUAAUUCAUGUCCCACAAGAACCCCCGUAUUUACUUAUAUGUAUAUUGUUUCCAAAUUUCAUGAUGAAUAAAAAUGCUCCAGAAAUGAGAAA
Molecule: messenger RNA, 768 nt
Organism: Astyanax mexicanus (Mexican tetra)
Lineage: Eukaryota; Metazoa; Chordata; Actinopteri; Characiformes; Acestrorhamphidae
Product: C-C motif chemokine 3-like
Exons: 3
Coding region: 18-314 (98 amino acids)
Biological process (GO): lymphocyte chemotaxis; cellular response to type II interferon; cellular response to tumor necrosis factor
Cellular component (GO): extracellular region
Molecular function (GO): chemokine activity; CCR chemokine receptor binding
Source: RefSeq, a predicted model, not a curated record